CACUGGACUCUGCACAGAUUGACACGUUUCCUGUCCACUCGACCAAUCACAGCGCAGCGUCACAGCCGGAGUCACCAUUUACGUCCUCAUACGAAACCUCCGCGUGUCAAGGAAACUUCAGAUCAACUUUUGUUUUGUUAGCGGAGCCACACAAACAUGUGUCCGGACGGCUGGACGUGAUACUGGGACUAUAACCUGUGUGUGUGUGUGUGUGUGAGAGUGUGGGUCCGUGGGUGUGAGACCCUGCUGUGUGUUUGUGCGUGUGUGUGUGUGUGUGACAGCUCUAAUGUUUGGAGCAUGCCACGCAGGCAGCUGAUCUCCACGGAGCUGAGAAAACCUCCCCUUCAAAACACAAGAGGCGUCUCUUCAACUUUACUCGUCCUCCAGAGGAACUUCCUGUUGUGAAGAGUUCUCCUGAUGAUGAUGAAGGUGAGGAGAUACAUGAGGGACAGUGGGAGGGUCCUCGCCUUCGUGUUCGUCGCCUCUGUCAUCUGGCUCCUGUUCGACAUGGCUGCGCUGCGCAUUUCCUUCAACGACGCCAGCAGCCUGCUGCUGAAGGAGAGGAUGAUGAAGGAGAGGAGGGUCUCCAGACUGCAGGCCACUACCACCCAGCCGAUGAAGAGGAGGUUCAGACACCCGGUGCAGAAGGUGCACCCUGCUGUCACACACCCGGGGAGAGGCUCUCUCAGCCCGGGCAUCGUCCUGGCACAGGUGUACAGACGUGGAGGAGGGAGGCAGGAGCAGCUGAUGAAGGGGAAAUCUGUGGAUAAUCAGCCCAAGGAAGGUGUGUUUAAAACUGUGGCUCCUAGACAUGAGGGAGGAGCUGUCACACCAAAGCAUGGCGCUCCCGCAGAGAAGAAGGCUGUCAACUUGGAUCUGACUGAGGCAAAGAAAAGCAGUGUGGUAGAUGCUCCUAAUAAAGUGGGGUUACCUGCUGAAGGGUCUGAUAAGAUCCAGGUGCCACCAGGUGGAGAGAAAACCAAACAACUUGCUCCUCUGCCGCCCUCAAAGAAAGAAGCCGGAGCCAUUGUGGAGAAACCAGACUCAAAAAAAGCCCAGGAUAAACUGGCCAAGCCCGAGGAGGCGCGCCCGGCUGAGACAACACCCAAACCUGUCAGCAAGGAAAAGAAGCAGAAAGAGCAGGUGAAUGGUAAGAAGGAUGUGGCCCCAACAAAGCAGCCGCAUAAACCUGUGGUGGAGCACCAGGCAGGAGAGGGUUCAAAGGUCACCAGAAAACCAGGAGGUGUCCACAAAGUGCUCUCUCUGGAUGUGACUCUCUCUCCCAGAGACGCCAAAGCUGUGGGACAGUUCGGUCAGGCUGUGCUGGUCGGCAGCAACGAAGACUCAGAGGUGAGGAGGAGAUGGGAUGAAGGUCAUUUCAAUGUCUACCUGAGCGACCAGAUCCCGGUGGACCGCGCCAUCCCGGACACCAGGCCCGAGAUGUGUGCGGGCAGUCUGGUCCACGACGACUUGCCCUCCACCAGCGUGAUCUUCUGUUUCGUGGACGAGGUGUGGUCGACGCUCCUGCGCUCGGUGCACAGUGUGCUCAACAGAUCUCCAGAGCACCUGCUCAAAGAGAUCAUCCUGGUGGAUGAUUUCAGCACCAGAGAUUAUCUGAAGGAGCCUCUGGACAAGUACAUGUCCCAGUUUCCCAAAGUGCGAAUCAUUCGCCUGAAGGAGCGUCAGGGUCUGAUCAGAGCCAGGCUCGCUGGGGCUGCUGUCGCCGAAGGUGAGGUCCUGACUUUCCUCGACUCCCACGUCGAGUGUAACGUGGGCUGGCUGGAGCCGCUCCUGGAGAGAGUGUAUCAGGAUCGCCGGAAGGUUCCCUGUCCAGUUAUCGAGGUCAUCAGCGACAAGGACAUGAGUUAUUUGCUGGUUGACAACUUCCAAAGAGGUAUUUUCAAAUGGCCUCUGGUGUUUGGCUGGAGCGCCAUACCAGAGGAGUACAUCAAGAAGAACAACAUGACCAUAUCAGACCCCAUCAGGUGUCCAGUUAUGGCUGGAGGCCUUUUCUCCAUCGACAAAAAAUACUUCUAUGAGCUCGGUGCCUAUGACCCAGGCCUGGAUGUUUGGGGUGGGGAGAACAUGGAGAUUUCCUUCAAGAUCUGGAUGUGCGGAGGGGAAAUCGAGAUUAUCCCCUGCUCUCGAGUGGGACACAUUUUCCGAGGGCAGAACCCGUACAAAUUCCCCAAAGACAGGCAGAAGACAGUGGAGCGCAACCUAGCGAGGGUGGUGGAGGUGUGGCUGGACGGAUAUAAGGACCUCUUCUACGGCCACGGCUACCACCACCUGCUGGACAAGAAGAUCACCAACAUCGGCAACCUCACCGAGCAGAUCGAGCUGAGGAAGAAACUGAAAUGCAAGAGUUUCAAGUGGUACCUGGACAACGUGUAUCCAGACAUGGUGGCUCCUUUAGUCAAAGCUGAAGGCAUGGUUUUCAACCUCGGCUUAAGAAAAUGUCUCACUCUGCAGAAGAGCUCCCUGUCCUUCGAGAUAUGUGAUCUCAGUAAACAGGGUCAGCACUUUAAUUACACCUGGAUGAGGCACAUUCGCCAGCAGGACCUGUGCAUCGCUCCGCAAGGCAAAGGCAAGGAUAGCAGCUUCGCUUUAGCAUCAUGUGACAACACCAAGCGUGAGCUACGCUGGUUCCAUCAAUCCACCAACUCAGCUCUGGCGGAGCACCUCAUAUCAGAGUUCGUGUCCCACCACAUGUGCCUGGAGGCGGGGCCGCAGGGUGACUCUGUUUACCUCAACCCAUGUGUGCCUACCAACGCCUUCCAAAAGUGGCAGUUCACACACUACCACCACAUUCAGUGACGAGACUGACCCCGAUCUUCUUUUAAAGCGUUGAACAAGCACAACAGAGACGUUCAGUGGCCUGACUCUACAGAACGGUUUGUGGUCUGACCUCAAAACACAGGACCGCCGGCAGGAAGCUGGAGACGCUUCCAUGGCAGUGACGUGUGGUGUAGAGCAAACGGUGUGGGGGGGUUGUGCAAUGUUUCUAAUUUCCUUUUUAUUCAUCAGCGUGGACUGAUCUCGAGUUUAUACAUUUAUAGGCCAGAGAAAAGAGAGAAUGUUUUUCUGGUUAUGGAGGUUUGCACAGGAAGUUUCAAAUUUUUUACAAAAACAUUCUUUACACUGGUAUGUGGGGGAAAUUAUUACUUUUGUUUGGUUUUUUCAAAACUGGGCUACAGAUGAGAGUUCAUUCCAACUUAUAAUUUCUUUUAUACAAAAUUAUUUCACUAUACCAAAGAUUUAAAAAAAGAUGGAACAGUGCCUCAUAGAUUGUAUUAAUGUUCCCACUUGAGGAGCCAAGUAAAAUAAGGAAUUAAAAUGCAUGUAAAGUACAAUUUAUUUGUUUGUAUAAAACGUGUCACAUCUAUUCAGGUGUGUUUUGUAUUAUGAGGCUCUCGGGUGGAAUGGCUGCUUCUCUGGUUUUUAUUGUUGUGUCAUUUAGCUGUAGAUUUUGUUUGUUGUCUGUUGUAUGAUUUUUUUUUUGACACUAGGGGGAAGUGUUAGAUCGUUACACCAUACAAACCUGUGCUGUGAUUUCCUGAUUAUCACACUGUUAACCACAAACUGUUCGAAAUGCAUUUUCUUGAGAAAGUAAAACAGAUGAUUAAGAUUGA
Molecule: messenger RNA, 3632 nt
Organism: Paralichthys olivaceus (Japanese flounder)
Lineage: Eukaryota; Metazoa; Chordata; Actinopteri; Pleuronectiformes; Paralichthyidae
Product: polypeptide N-acetylgalactosaminyltransferase 5
Biological process (GO): protein O-linked glycosylation
Cellular component (GO): Golgi apparatus
Molecular function (GO): polypeptide N-acetylgalactosaminyltransferase activity
Source: RefSeq, a predicted model, not a curated record